This is a messenger RNA of Zingiber officinale, 1125 nucleotides long. RefSeq lists its product as uncharacterized. Bases 1 to 1125 code for a protein of 374 amino acids. NCBI's taxonomy places the organism in Eukaryota, Viridiplantae, Streptophyta, Magnoliopsida, Zingiberales, Zingiberaceae. The record is from RefSeq and is a predicted model, not a curated record. The transcript has 5 exons.
AUGAUUGUGGAACCUUGGCUCAUUAUGGGAGAUUAUAACUCACCAUUGGCAAUUCAAGACAAAGAAGGUGGAGAACCGGUUUCUUGCAAGCUAGAUCGUGCUAUGGUGAAUUCACAAUGGCUUGUUGCAGACUAUGAAAGUUAUGUGGAAUUUACGCCCCCAGAUUUGGUGGCAAAUACAUGGGAGGCACCCGUAUAUGGCAAUGCACAAUUUACUCUCAAGAUAAAACUUACACGGUUGAAAGGUAAACUAAGCCUAUUGGGUGAAGCCCGUCAAAGCUCUCCAAUUGAUGUUUCUUCCUUGCAUGGGACUAAAUUAUCUCAAGCCCAAGCAUCAUCCCUCAAAGCUGCAAUCACGGAGGAAGAAAUCAAGAAGACUCUAUUUAGUAUAGGCACCGAUAAAGCUCCUGGUCUGGAUGGUUACAAUGCAAAAUUCUUCAUGGCGGCUUGGGACAACAUAGGGGCUGAUUUCAUUGAGGUGAUAAGGGAAUUCUUCACUAAUGGUCAGCUCCUAAAACAAUGGAAUCACACCUUGAUAGCCCUCAUCCCUAAAUCUGAUCAUGCUCCAAAAGUUAUGGAUUUUAGGCCCAUCUCAUGUUGUACGAUUUUCUACAAGGUUAUCUCCAAACUAUUGGUGGCAAGAAUAGAAAAUGUUAUGGAUAUAUUGUUGGAUCCGGCUCAAGUGGUUUUCAUCAAAGCGAACUACCUCAUUAGCGCCGCAAACAUGAAAAUGAUAGAGUGGUUUGCGGGGGAAAAUAAAGGGUCGGCUUUGGCAUAUGAGUUUUUCCGUCCAAAAGCAGCUAAAGUGGAUUGGUUUUCGGUGAUAUGGAAGCCAUAUAUUUUGCCCAAGCAUAGGUUUACAUCUUGGUUACUUGCUCAUGGAAGACUAAGAAUGGCGGACACCAUCUCUUAUGAGUCCAACAAAUUAUGUACGUUGUGUCACCAACAAGGUGAAUCCAAUAAUCAUAUUUUCUUUGAUCGUGAGAUUGUCAAGCCUCUACUUGAUAAAGUCAAGACAUGGAUGGGUAUCACUUUUGACAUCACCAAUAUGACCUCCUUUCUCGAUACAUUUCGACAACAUUACAAAGGUAAAGGGCGGCAAAUGAAAGCAAGACAUCUUGCCUGA